Aegilops tauschii subsp. strangulata is the source of this 2241-nucleotide messenger RNA. RefSeq lists its product as uncharacterized. Lineage: Eukaryota; Viridiplantae; Streptophyta; Magnoliopsida; Poales; Poaceae. Gene Ontology annotation, molecular function: protein binding. The record is from RefSeq and is a predicted model, not a curated record.
GGCGAGUGCUCGCGAAGGAGAGAAAGGAAGAGCAGAGGAAGCCAAGCGGAGCAGAGUUGAUUACUCCCACCGCGCCACCACCACCACCACGUCGUCUCCACCUCCGACCGAAUCCGUCCUCGCCAAGCCACCAUCAUUGCGCCACCGCCGCCUCGCUAGUUUCUUACUCCUCCCCCGCGAGCUACUGCUGCCGUCGUGGCCGGCUGGCUGGCUAGCUUCUCGCCAAAGCCUUCCUUCUUCUACUGGAGUUGAGUGGAGUGAGCGCGCCACCCACAGCCACGCCCGCCCCCAUUAAAGGCGCUCACGCGGCACCGCCACCUCCAUUCCUCCACGAGAAAGAGAGACUGCGUGCGUGCUCCAUUCCUCCCCUCACGGGAGCAGCAGCAAAGGCCGCCAACGCCCAGCCACGCCGCACCGCGCGCCUUUAAAGAAGGGGAGGACGGCGCGCCACCUUAAAGAUUCCCACGCCGCAAGCUCGCUCUCCCGCCACGAGGUUGAUCGGUGCUUUUAAUUCUUCCUUCUUGCAGAAGGCCUCUUCCGCUCCAUUGCAAGCUUGAACCGAGGUGCUUUCGUGGGGAUGGCGCGGCUCGGCGCUGUCGUCGUGGUGUUCUUGGCGGCCGCGCUCGCGGCGGAGGGCAUUCUUGACCCGGUGGACUUCCUCGCGCUGCAGGCGGUGCGGCGGUCGCUCGACGACAUGCCGGGUUCCGCCUUCUUCGACGCCUGGGACUUCACGGCGGACCCCUGCGGCUUCCCCGGCGUGUACUGCGACGGGAACAGGGUGUCGGCGCUCGCGCUCGGCGACCCGCGGGCGGGGUCGCCGGGGCUGACCGGGAGGCUCGACCCGGCGCUCGGCCGGAUGUCCGCGCUCACCGAGCUAUCGCUCGUGCCCGGCCGAGUCCAGGGCGAGCUCCCGGCUUCCCUCGCCUCCUGCUCCAACCUCCGCUUCUUGGCCGUCAGCAAGAACCUCCUAUCCGGCGGGAUACCGGACGGCAUUGGCGCGCUGUCCAACCUCCGGACGCUCGACGUCAGCUUCAACCAGAUCUCCGGCGCCAUCCCGCCGUCCAUUGCGUCGCUGCCGUCGAUCACCAACCUCAUCCUCUGCCACAACCAGCUCACCGGUGGCAUCCCGUCGUUCCCGGACUCCUCGCCGCUCCUCCGGAUGGACCUCAAGCACAAUGCCCUCUCCGGCGGCGUGCCCAGCCUGCCGGGCUCGCUGCAGUACCUCUCGCUCGCGGCGAACCGUCUCACCGGCAACGUCGACUCCGUGCUGCCCCGGCUGACUCGGCUCAACUACCUCGACCUCAGCAUGAACCAGCUCCAGGGGCCGAUCCCGGCGUCCGUCUUCACAUUGCCGCUCUCCGUGCUCCAGCUUCAGCGCAACUUCUUCUCCGGCCUCCUCCAGCCGACGAGCGACGUGACGAUCCCGGUGGUGGACCUGAGCUACAACCGGUUCUGGGGGCCUCUGUCGCCGCUCCUGGCGGGCAUUGGGCAGCUGUACCUGAACAACAACCGGUUCACCGGCGAUGUGCCGUCGCGGCUGGUGCAGGAGCUGGUGGGAACCGGCGGGCUGCAGCUGCUGUACCUGCAGCACAACUUCCUGACCGGCAUCGAGAUAUCGCCGUCGUCGUCGCUCCCCUCCGGCGUCUCGCUCUGCCUGAUGUACAACUGCAUGGUGCCGCCGGUGUACGCGCCGUGCCCGAUCAAGGCCGGCACGCAGAACACCCGGCCGGCCGACCAGUGCCCGGAAUGGAGGGGCUGACAUGGAUGGCUGCUCUCAGAAGCCACGACAACACGAUUGCCGCCGGAUCGCCUCUGAUCGGGGAGGAGGAGCAAGGACAAGAAUGGAGGAGAUUGCAAACGGUGGUCUCUGAUUCUUUGAUUAAAUUUGUCCAGUUUACUAGCGUUUUACUGUGGAUUAUUAUUCUUUUUGUUGGGGGAGGGGAUAGCAAUGUCACAGACAGAAGAAGUUGGUGCUUUAAUAAUCGUGGUUUAUAGGUGUAAUUUUUUGUCUAGCUGAUGUAAGUGUAUGUGCUUGUGUCUCUGUUGUAUAGACAGCGAGUGAGUAAGUGGUGAACAUUGGGUCUUGAUGUUGUCCUGACGAUGAGAUGGUGGUGUUAGGAUCAGUGGUGUUUUCUAUGAUGAUCAUCAAAUAUGGCAAUGCGGCAAGCGUUCGCUGUCUAAAUUGUACGUACGAUGUUGUACGAGAUUGAAUGAAAAUGAUGAACAAUGGUUACAAGCUUA